Notodromas monacha is the source of this 1158-nucleotide messenger RNA. Lineage: Eukaryota; Metazoa; Arthropoda; Ostracoda; Podocopida; Cyprididae. The record is from the annotation of a GenBank genome assembly.
AUGCAUCCCUUGGGUUUGUUUCAGGGCACGUCUGAGCACCUCAUGGCGCAGUUGGUGGAAGACAACUCUGUUAUAGACCCGACCUACGUGGAGGACUUUCUCCUCACGCACAGGACGUUCAUUGACUCGCCGGUCAAGGUGGCAAACCAGCUCUUUGAAUGGUUCUCGGAUACGAAACUCAGGGAUCGCGUGACCCGCGUCGUACUCCUCUGGGUCAACAACCACUUUACUGACUUUGAAAUGGACCCGGAAAUGAUGCAGUGGCUGGAGAAGUUUGAGACGGCCCUGGAAGCUCAGCGGAUGACGGGCCAGCUGCGCCUGCUCAACAUUGCGUGCGCAGCCAAGGCGAGAGCCAGGACCAUCACGCUCACGAGGCCGAGUCGGGACGAACCGCUCCAGUUUACGCUCUUACCGCAGCCGUUGACGACGUUACCGCCGCCUUUGGCAAUACCACCGCCGCCACCGACAGCUGUGACUUCUUCCCACAAGACGAGUGGCGGUGGUGGGAAGAAGGGCGGGUCAAUAAGUGGCGGUGAUCCUACUGCUUACCACCACAAUAACAGCAACAACAGCAACAAAUACGGUGGCGGCACUACUACUACUACUGGUAUUGGAGGCGGUUGUAAAGGGAUCUUCAUUGCCAUGGUCGAGCCUGGGUCGCGGGCGGAGGAGCUGGGUCUCAAGCGCGGCGAUCAAAUCCUCGAAGUGAACGGGCAGAACUUUGAGCGGGUUCCUUUCCAGAAGGCCGUGGAGAAGUUGCUGAGUGCCACGCACUUGGCCAUCACGGUCAAGUCCAACCUCUUGGGCUUCAAGGAGAUGUUGGACAAGAUGAAGGAGCCGCCGCCGUCAACGACGGAGCCUGUGGCGAGUAACUUUGUGCACCACGUGCAUACCAUGUACCCGGAGUCGGGAAUGGGAUCUAGUACUUCUACUACUACUGGUGGGGUUGGUGGAAGAGGAUCAUCAUCAUCGGGUGCAGGAGGCGGACACCCGAGUCCAUUGUUGGGCAAUUUCACGCUCGAGACGAUUGCCUCGUCGCCGGUCUUGAAGGACCGGUCGAACCACAAGGGCGGCGGGUUCAUGACGCUGGGCCACAAGACCCGCAAGGCCAUCAAGAAGAUCACCAACAUCCCGACCAAGUUGAUUGGGUCAGUUGAC